This is a messenger RNA of Oncorhynchus masou masou (cherry salmon), 4623 nucleotides long. RefSeq names its product enhancer of polycomb homolog 1-like. Gene Ontology annotation, cellular component: NuA4 histone acetyltransferase complex; piccolo histone acetyltransferase complex. Gene Ontology annotation, biological process: regulation of transcription by RNA polymerase II. Bases 584 to 3136 code for a protein of 850 amino acids. The transcript is spliced from 17 exons. NCBI's taxonomy places the organism in Eukaryota, Metazoa, Chordata, Actinopteri, Salmoniformes, Salmonidae. The record is from RefSeq and is a predicted model, not a curated record.
CAGCUGAGCUGUAAUCUUUUUGGACAUAUUUUUCGCAACAGCUAUGAUAUCCCUUCAAGUUCUGAUGUUGGACAGCCUAAUAUUGAUCCAACACACAAUUUACAAUGACAACCGAGAGAAAUGUUUAGCUAUGUUCUCAAUACUGCAUAGUGUUUGUGGAUUGCUGAGCUAAAGCUAGCAACUAAUAAUGCGAAAGGUUUCCUAUGGCUAACGUUAGCUGGGAUAUUCGACUCAUGUCGACCAGAGUUGUCAUCGUUCUCCCUGGAUCGUCUGAGACCAGUCAUCUGGACUGCUGAUGGAACUGAGGAGUAUUUCUGUCUGCAAUAAAGCCUUUUUGUGGGGGGAAACUAAUUCUGAAUGGCUGGGCCUGUCUCCCCAGUGGGUGCGUCCCUGCCCAGUUAUGUGAAAUCCAUAGGCCACUAUCCCAUUCCCAAAUGGAUGAUAAGCAUGGAGUACGUUCUUAGCAUGUGGACUACACACCCCCACUCUACAAGCAGGAGACCACACCCUCCUAUCAGUACAGGAGCACCAUCUACAGCGGGCUAUCUCGGCACAGCAGGUGUAUGGUGAGAAACGGGACAACAUGGUCAUCCCCGUCCCCGAAGCAGGGAGCAACAUCGCCUACUACGAGUCCCUAUACCCUGGGGACUUCAAGAUGCCAAAGCAGCUCAUUCACAUACAACAGACUGGACAUUGGCGAGUAGUAUACUCUGGAACGAUGUGCACGUCUACGGAGCCUGACCAGAAGGCUGCCCCUUCUGCUGCGGCGGUGUUUUGGGUCGGCUACUGGGGAUCAGAUCCAUUGUCCUGGGUGGUGUUCCGAACAGAGGAUCCGCUUCGGGAAAGUCGUAUUCCUGGUCGUAAUGUUGCUUUCAGUUUGGAUACAGAGCAGCCGGACUACGACCUGGAUUCAGAGGAUGAGGUGUUUGUGAAUAAGCUGAAGAAGAAGAUGGAGAUCACCUCUCUGCAGUUUGAGGACAUGAUCGACCGGCUGGAGAAAGGCAGUGGCACGCAGCUGGUGAACCUGCAGGAGGCAAAGCUGCUGCUGAAGGAGGAUGACGAGCUGAUCAAGGAGGUGUUUGACUACUGGACCAGGAAGAGGAAAAACUGUAAGAGCAGUUCUCUCAUCCCCACGGUGAAGCAGGAGAAGAGGGACGGAUCUAGCACCUCAGACCCCUACGUGGCCUUCCGCAGGAGGACCGAGAAGAUGCAGACUAGAAAGAACCGUAAGAACGACGAAGCUGGGUAUGAGAAGAUGCUGAAACUGCGGAGGGAUCUGAGCCGAGCCGUCACUAUUCUGGAGAUGAUUAAGAGGAGGGAGAAGAGCAAGAGAGAGCUGCUCCACCUCACCCUGGAGAUUGUUGAGAAGAGGAACGGCAUGCCUGACUACGGCAGUGAGGUGAUGGCUGAGGCCCUGGCCCAGAGGGCUCUGGUGAAGCCCAUCUACACGAUACCCAUCAUUCCCCUCUCCAACAGCAACCAGUACCGCCACCAAGACCACAUGGACAUGAAGGACUACAAAACUAAGCCAGAGAAAACUGAAGUGGUCCGAAUGAAGAGGAAGUACGAGAAGAAGCCUAAGAUUCCUCCUCUCUCUGCACCCCAACACUCUGGCCCCUCUGUGUUCAACCCCAAGGACCUCAAUCAGUACGACUUCCCCAGCUCUGACGACGAACCCUUUUCCCAGAUCCAUUCAGGUUCCUCGGAGGCAGAGGAGGAGAAUGACCCAGAUGGCUGCUUUGUGUUCCGGAGGAAGGUCGGCUGUCAGUACUAUGCUUCUCGCCUGAACCAGAGUGGUAACUGGCCAUGGGUCAGCCCGUCGGAGGGCGGUUUGGGGGACCCUCGUUUCCGCUACUGUCUCACGUCUCUAACGGUGCCCCGGCGCUGCGUAGGGUUGGCACGGCGGCGCACGGGCAGAGGGGGCAGGCUGUUACUGGACAGAGCACACACAGACCUGGACAGCGUUUUCCACAGCCUGGACUCGGACCCCGAAACCGAACCACUUCAAGACUCAUCUUCCACAAGCUCUCCUCUCCGCAACGUAGAGCCAGCCAGUACCUCAGACGCCAAUACCUCGGACCGAACCAAUACUUCCAACAACCACCACCCCUCCUCCUCCAUCCCCUCUUUCUCAUCAUCUGUGGACCUCAGUGAGAUUCUUUUGAACAUUAAGUCGUGCCGCUGGAGGCACUUUAGGCCGCGGACACUAUCCCAUCACCCCCUGGGUGGAGGCGACAUCUCACGCUAUAGAGGAUUUAACCGGACUACGUCCUCGGGAUAUAGCAAGCUCCUUGGGAGUGGAGUUAACACCCGACCCUGCACUGGCCCUGGAGCUACCCCCGUCACCGCGUUCACAGCAGAGCAGUACCAGCAGCACCAGGAGCAGCUGGCCCUGAUGCAGAAACAGCAGCUGGAGCAGAGUCAACAUCAGCAACAGACACAGCCCAACACAGGCACAACCUCUACUACUACAACAUCCACAGCAACACCAUCCAACACACAGUGUAUAAUCUCUAAGACAUUAGACUCGGCCAGCGCCCAGUUUGCUGCCUCUGCCCUGGUGACCACGGACCAGCUGAUGGCCUUCAAGGAGGAGGGGGUUCUGGGAAGUGGAGUCAACGGGGUCCUCCCAGGCUCAGGAGUGUACAAGAGCUUACACCUGGCCAGCACCACCCACCACCCUAACAGCAACCAGACUCUCACCCCUCCUCCAUCAACCCCCACCUUCCUCCAGCCCUCGUCCAACCACUCCUCUACCUCUCCGUCCCCCGUCACGGCCUCUUCUCUCACAUUCCCUCCCAAUGCCCAUCACACCCACCUGGGUAAUAAUGCUGCAAACACCUCCCCCACCACCACUCAGGUCCUGAUUGCGAAUAACAUCCGUCUGAGCGUUCCCCACUCAUCCUCCACCCCUGCCCUCCCCAGCCUGGGCGGCACCACCACACGCCACAUACCCAGGGCCCUGGGAGCCGUGCCCUCCUCUGCCUUAAAGAUGGCUGCCAACACCAACUGUCAGAUGCCCAACAAUGUCACCGGGGCUUCUACCAUGGACGUAGGAUCCAGAGAUAAUCACAAUCAAGACAAGCCAGCUCUAAACAGUAUAACUGACAACACAGUGGCCAUGGAGGUGACGUAGCAGAGUGAUGAUGGUGCAGCUAGCUGCCAUGACAGGCAGCCCCAACACUACCCAACCCUCUGCUGCACAACCAGUUCUUAGAGUCUGCUGCUACCCUCUGAGUUCACUCUUUAGGUGCUGUGCACCGUAGCAUUGGGAAUGCAAAUAGGGCAGCAGGUGGGACUCCACACACAUAACGGACUACAUACGUAGUACGGACAGACACGUUUCCACGGCAACUGUGGGAAUGUAUUGUUGCAAUUCUCAUCUCAUGCUUUUUUAAUAUUUGUUUUGUUUUUGUAUUCGUUAAUGAGUAAAAAUUGACAUCUUGUAAAAUAUGAAUAUGGCAAAAUAGUAUCUGUACUAUAACUACAUAUUUGUAAUACCCCCUUGUAUAUACGUUACUUGAAUACAGAAACUUAUUCAUUUGUGAUGUUUUGCACUUGGGAAUGAAAAGAAAAAAGCGAUAAACUAUAGAUGAAAGUUUCAAAUUAAGACGUUUCAUCACUUGCAUGUUGCAGAGCCUGCUGUUAUCUAUUUAUUGUGCUGUGUUUACAGUUUUUUUCUUUUGUUUAUUUGUACACUGUACCUUCAUUGGUUCCUGUGCUGUAGUAAAUGUUAGGUAGCUACGGACUCCUGGGUAUUUUGUAUAUUGUGAACACAAAGCAGGUUUUCCCCCUUUUGGGUUCCUGUACUUCUUUGGAUCAUAUGGAAUUCAAUAGUGACAUAAAGAGACUCUUUGGGGAUGAGGGGAGCCAGAGGAGAAGGUCGGCUUUGGUUCACUUUAAUUCGUGUGGUUAUAUCUCUUCCCGGUAUCUUCCAUUUACAUUGUUAUCCCGAUACAAGUAACAAAACUAGGGAUGAAGUCUCUUCCUGCUGCUUCUGAUUCAAAGCACUAUUUUUUUUUCUUUUUUCUAAUGAUUUGAUUGAUAUUUAAUGCUGCUUUUGUAUAAUUUGUCCCUAGUUUUCAUGCAAUGGUAUCUCUCCCCCUCUCACAAUUCAUUUCUUUUGUAAACAGAAUUGUUAUUUUUGUAUUUUCCUUGUGGUAAAAAAUGAUUAAGCUUCUUCGUAUUGAAAGACUUCAUUAUUUUGUUAAUUGUUCAUGCAUAGGUUAUAAGGGCGGUGAAUGACAGUUAAAAUUGCUGUACGUGUAUCAUCAUUCCAAUUUCUGACAAGAAAAAUCUUGAAGGGGGUUAGCUAAUUGAGAAAGGGUGCAUUUCUCUUUUCUCCCCAGAAGGAUGCAAGGCCAAAAACCACAAGUAUCGGGUGCCUUCCCUUGGGGAACUAUGUGUUCUCUUCUGUGAAGAGUAAGGCACAAAGACAGUGCUGCUAGUAGUACUUGUCUGUGUUGUCACAAUCUGAAUACCCAGUCCAAUGGCAGGAUUUAUCCUUGAAGUUUUCUUGUCCCACCUGGAGGCUGAAAAAAAUUAUAUAUUUUUGUGUGAAAAAAAGUGACCUAACUCUCACGAUAAAAUCAGACAAUAAAGCCCAGGGCAUUAUGUGGAUAA